Molecule: messenger RNA, 2727 nt
Organism: Tetrahymena thermophila SB210
Lineage: Eukaryota; Ciliophora; Oligohymenophorea; Hymenostomatida; Tetrahymenidae
Product: Utp21 specific WD40 associated domain protein
Exons: 5
Biological process (GO): rRNA processing
Cellular component (GO): small-subunit processome; Pwp2p-containing subcomplex of 90S preribosome
Molecular function (GO): protein binding
Source: RefSeq, a predicted model, not a curated record
AUGGAUUUAACAGAUAAAUUAGUAUUAAGACCUUAUAAAUCAUUAGGUGUGUUUUGCGAUAGCAAUUAGUAAUUUUUGUACAAUGCAGGUAAUAAGCUUUAUUUGGCUUCUACAUGCGGUCACUCAUUUAAGACUUAUACAAUUCCUGAGAUGAAAAUAUCUUUAUUUGGUCCUCACUUUGAAGGAAAAUUGCGUGCUAUUUAGGGUUUUAAUGAAUUUCUUUUUGUAGCAGUUAAAAAUGUUGUUUACAAGAUGAGACAUUAUCAUAUUUUAGGAGAAAUGAAGAUGGAUGCUAAAAUUACAACAAUGCUUCUUAUGGCUGACCAGAUUGCUAUAGUUGACUAGAACAAUACAUUAAAGAUUUUUAAUCAUCAUAGCAAAAUUUGUGUAGCUACAGCUUAGUUUGAUUUCAAUGUUUAAAGCAUUAUUCAUCCUCCUACAUAUCUGAACAAGAUUUUAAUUAUUGGAGAGAAUAAUGUUGAAUUAUGGAAUAUAAAUAGCAUGAAAAAAAUUUAUGAUUAUUAGAAUGUUUUGAUAAAAAAUUAUUGUGAUGAUAAUACAAUUCUUACAGUAGCAGAGCCUUCUCCAGUAUUGAAUGUUAUUGCCUUCGCUUUUUCAAAUGGAAAAAUAGUCUUACACGAUAUUAAAAAAGAUAAGACCGUUGUUUCCUUCAAAAUUAAUCAUAAGCCUCUAUCUCUUUCCUUUUCAAAAGUAGACUAGCCAUUAUUAGCAAUAGGAGAUGAAAAAGGAUCUAUAGUAAUUUGGGAUCUUAAUGAAAAAAAGAUAUUUGCUUCAUUAAAAUCUGUAUUUUAGGGAUCUGUUACAUCUAUAAACUUCAUGCCAAACGAGUAAGUUUUUAUUGCUGCUUCAGGUAGAGACAAUGCAGUUUUACAGUUUAGAUAUGAAGAAUAUGAAGAAAAUAAGUUUGCAGUUUUAAGAAGACGUGAAGGUGUUAUUGACUCAUUAAAAUAAGUUAGAUUUGCUAACGAUUUACAUAUCUUUGGCUGCACUAGCAAUUAAGAAUCUGAAAUUAGGGAUUUCUCUAUGAUCAAUGAGUGUAUGAGUGUAACAUUCUCUUCUAAAGACUAAAGCAAAACUAAACUUAAGAGAAAGCAUAUUUACACAGAGUAAAAUGCUGCUUCAACAAUAAAUGAAAUACUUGAGUUUUCUUUCUCGAUGAACAGAGCUAAUGAUUGGGCUAACGUCCUUACUUGUCAUAAGGAAAGUGAUAAGCCUUGCAUUUGGUCAAGCGAAGAUCACUCAAUUAUUAAAAAAGAUUUAGUUUUAUAUGAGAACUCAAAGAGCAAAGAAUAAAAUUUCUAGAUUACAACUGUUUACGUGACCAAAUGUGGUAACUUCGGUGUUCUUGGGCUAGAUAAUGGUAGAGUGAUAAAGAUAAAUAUGCAAUCAGGUGCUUUUUAGAGAGCCUUUGCAGAUGAGCACGAAGGUUCUAUAACUAGCAUUUUUGUAAACAACUAUAAUAAAUACUUGAUCACUGCAGACAAUAAUGGUAAAAUGGUUAUUUGGGAUUUCUUUGCAGGUACUAAGCUGUCUGAAAAACAAUAUGAGAAUGAGAAGAUUGUAUUUAUUAGAGGGUCUAACUACUCUCAUCACUUUUUAGUUGCUUUGACUGAUAACACUAUAGAAAUGUGGGAUAUGCUUAGCUUGAAAAGAGGUAGAAAAUUCGGUGGACAUACAUAAAAAAUUUUAGAUGCAUGCUUUUCUCAUAAUAAUAAGUACAUAUUUUCUUCUUCAUUAGAUAGCACCUUAAAAGUUUAUGAUAUUGCUUAAAAUGACAUUAUUGCAAAUCUUGAAGUUGAGCGCCCAAUAAUUUCUCUUGAUAAUUCUCCCAGUGGUGAGUUUUUAAUUACAGUAUUCGCUAACUCAAGAGAAAUCAAUAUCUGGCACAAUCUUGUAGAAAUAUUACCUUGGGCUUCACCCUUGAAAAAGACAGUAAAAUUCGUAUCUCCCAUAAAACACACAGAUAUCGAAGACAGAAAGCGUUAUUAUCUUAAUAACUCAAUCAAGUAAGAGGAAGAUGAAUUAGAAGAACAGAUGUUGUUGGAAGGCAAGGUUGAUUACAAGAUUGACCCAGUUAAUAACAGCUUAAAUAUCAUUAGAUUCACUCAACUUGAAGAUGGUAAAUGGUUGCCUUUAAUCCACCUUGAUGAAAUAAAGGAAAGAAAUAGAUUAGAGAACAACGAAGAAAUUGACUUCAAAAUGCCUUUCUUCUUAGAUUUUUCUAAAAAGGAUGAAGUUAGAGAUUAAUUAAAGAAAGAAUACCAAUAAAAGGUAUCUGAACAAUCAAAAAUUAUUAAGGAUAAGAAGGAAAAAUAUAUGAAUGAAUUGGGAAGCACAAUUUAAAAGUUAGUCUUCGAUUUCAAAGAAAAAAAUUACAACAAAUUCUUUGAUGAAUUAAAAUCCCUUACUCCCAGUCAGGCAGACUAUGAAUUGAGACAAGUUUUAUUUGGAAACACUGAUAAUUCUAUCAUGAGAGUAUUGACUUUCUUCAAUCAUCUCUUUGAUUCUACAGAUGAGCUUGAUCUUAAAAAUGCAUAUUUCUCUCGUGUUAUAAAGAUUUCUGGUGACGAGUUGAUGAGAGAUACUCAAUACAAAGAAGUAAUUGAAUAAAUUAGAAAUAAAAUUUAAAAUAGCUGGUAGGCUUUAAUGGAUAAAUAAUAUAUUAUUUCUAGCAUGGCUGAACAUUUUGCUAGAAUUCCUAAUUGA